This is a messenger RNA of Psylliodes chrysocephalus, 2955 nucleotides long. NCBI's taxonomy places the organism in Eukaryota, Metazoa, Arthropoda, Insecta, Coleoptera, Chrysomelidae. The record is from the annotation of a GenBank genome assembly.
AUGGUAAAUUGGGUGGAAAUACCUCGCCUAGUGUUACCGAAGCGCCUAAACACGGCUUCCCAACAGUCUGCAGUUUUCAUAGGAAAAACCGAUAUCCGAAAUCUUCAUCUGAGACUGUUCAAGAUACCCGCGAAAGAGUUGAAGAUCCAGUGGCGCUGGUACACGGGUGCAUUUUCGAGGAAAAAGAACAAAAGCAUUAUCGGGAAAGCUUCAGGGGUGGCGGUGACGUUAAAAGGGUGGUGGCGCGAUGUGGGGCUUUGCCCCAGGGCGGCGUCCCCGUCUUUAGGCGCUAACCCUACCCACCGUCGGUCAAUUAGCAGGAGGGGAUCUCUACGAUCCAUGGGACAAUCUUUCAGUAUGUGCAAAUUCCACUGCAGACAUAAAAAAGGCUUACAAUUAAGAAACAGUGGCGACGAUACGCGGAUGCCGAUAGAUGGCGUCACCACUGGAUCGGAUUCAGCCAACAAGCUGCCGAGGUACAAUCAUAACAACUAUGGACACUCGUACGAUCCGGAGUACGCUCAAAUGGAGUCCUGGCUGGACGAGCAUCCAGAUUUCGUCAACGAUUAUUUCCUCAGAAAAAUCCAUCUAACCAGGACACAAAUGAAACGGAAAGCCACACGUCAAAUCGUCGAGCAAUGGCAAGUGUCGCACGCCACCCCGACUUCGUCCAGUGUGGAAUUGGCGUCGCCGACGCACAACCAAUCGCGAGCCGGUUCCGGCGCCACGACGCCGGUCCGCAAAAUUUCCGCGCACGAAUUCGAACGAAGCGGGUUGCUGAAGCCGAUGAUAAAUACCAUCGAUGGACAACCAACGUUCUUGACCAGCGAUAACCAAUUACCCGCUGGGCCUAACAGUCCGCAGCCGUUAAGAAGGCAGAGGAGGUCCAGGCACGAGCUUAGGCAGAUGGACGAAAAGGAUCUAAUUUUUGAAUUGGUCAAAGAUAUCUGCAAUGAGCUGGAGGUGCGAUCUUUGUGCCACAAAAUUCUCCAGAACGUGUGUAUGCUCCUUAACGCCGAUCGAGGCUCGUUAUUUCUGGUCGAAGGCGACAAAGGUAACGAAGGAUGCGCCAUCAGUUCAGGUCACGGUAAUCGGGAUAGGUGUUUGGUGUCAAAAUUGUUCGACGUCUGCUCCAAAAGUACCAUUGGCGAGAUCGAAAAGAAAGAGGAAAUCAAAAUUCCUUUGGGUACUGGGAUAGUUGGAUACGUCGCUGAAAGUGGAGAGCCUGUUAAUAUUCCGGACGCCUACCAGGAUGAACGUUUUAAUCAUGAAGUGGACAACCGGACGGGUUACAGGACAAAGUCCUUACUAUGUAUGCCUAUUAAGGAUACUAAUGGUGAUGUGAUAGGGGUGGCACAAGUUAUCAAUAAAGUAGGUGAUCAGCCAUUCUCAAAAAUAGACGAAGAAGUAUUUUCCAGGUACUUGCAAUUCUGCGGCAUCGGCCUACGAAACGCACACCUUUACGAAAAGUCGCAAUUAGAAAUUAAAAGAAACCAAGUACUUUUAGAUUUAGCUAGGAUGAUCUUUCAAGAACAGUCUACUCUAGAACACGUUGUUUAUAGGAUUUUAUUACACACGCAGAGUCUGAUCCAAUGUCAGAGAGUUCAAAUUCUUCUCACCCAUCACGAUUCCAGCGCGAGUUUUUCCAGAGUGUUCGAUUUCGAAGAAAACGACGUGAAUAUAAUCGAAUCGGGCGAACAUAGGACGAGUCCGUUAGAGGGUCGAUUUCCGAUAAAUCUGGGAAUCACCGGGCACGUGGCUACUACCGGGGAAACGGUGAACAUUUCUAACGUUUACGAGGACUCCAGGUUCGAUCCGGAGUCCGACGAGGGCACCAGUUUCAAGCACAAAACCGUUUUGUGCAUGCCGAUCAAGAACUCUAAAAAUAAAAUCAUCGGCGUGAUAACGUUAAUAAAUAAAUUCAACGAUCUCCUGUUCACGCAAAACGACGAGAAUUUCGUCGAGGCCUUCGCCAUUUUCUGCGGUAUGGGCAUUCAUAAUACGAGGAUGUACGAAGACGCUACUACGGCCGUUGCGAAGCAAAAAGUGAUUUUAGACGUUCUGUCAUACCACGCGACAGCUACAGUGGAAGAGGCUCAAAAAUUGAGGAGUUUGAGGGUGCCAUCAAAUGCCAAAUUUAUGCUUCUUGAUUUUUCUUUCGAUGACAUACAUAUGAAUGAUGAUGAUACUUUGGUUGCUUGUUUGCGGAUGUUCCUGGAUUUGGGUCUAGUCGAAAAGUUCCAUUUGGACUUUGAUGUAUUAUGUAGGUGGUUACUUUCAGUUAAGAAAAAUUACAGGGACGUUACUUACCACAAUUGGAGGCAUGCAUUCAAUGUUGGGCAAAUGAUGUACUCAAUAUUGCACGCGACACGUUGGUGGGAAUAUUUGGGAAUUAUCGAAUGUCUAGCUUUGAUGAUCGCGUGUCUGUGUCACGAUUUGGAUCACAGAGGAACAAAUAAUUCCUUCCAAAUGAAAAUUCAUUCUCCUAUAGCACAACUCUAUUCUACUUCCACGAUGGAGCACCAUCACUUCGACCAAUGUUUGAUGAUAAUAAAUUCGUUACAACUUCUUUCUAAUCUUACACCAGAGGAACAUUCCAGAGUUAUAAGGGUAUUGGAAGAGGCUAUAUUAGCCACUGAUUUGGCUGUUUAUUUUAAAAAACGCGUCGACUUCUUUAAAAUAGCUAGGAUGGGGUUGAAUUGGAAGAAGGAUGAGCACCGUGACUCGGUGCGGGGUAUGUUAAUGACAGUCUGUGAUUUAGCGGCCAUAACGAAACCGUGGGAAGUAGAGAAGCGGAUAGCUGAACUAGUUAGCGCCGAAUUCUUCGAACAGGGUGAUUUGGAGAGAGAAAAACUGAAUGUUACGCCUAUGGAUAUAAUGGACAGGAAUAAAGCUGAACAAUUACCAAUUAUGCAGAUCAACUUUAUUGAUUCCAUUUGCGUACCGAUCUACGAA